AGGCCGGUGCAGAUUUUUCUUCAUGUCCGAACCGAAUCCACCCCUUUUUAUUACUCUGCGACGCAAAAUCAAAGGCGCUAAAGAACCAAAGAUGGAGGAGAGCACGACUUCUGCUUCUACUGAAGCUGUCGUAGAAGCCCUAAGGGCCAGAGGCUGGUGUUUCGGUGAUUGGGACCAAGUCAAAGCUCUCAUAGUAAUACACACCGCUUUAUCCGACGAUGUGGGCACUUGUUCCGUCGCCGAUUUGGUUGAAUCGGAGCUCGUUAACAUGGACCUUAGAUCCGUCGGAGGCAAAUCCUUAUCCGAACCGAACCUCCGAAAAUCUUCAUUUAUUGUUGGUCCCAAAGUCCUCCAGAUUUCGUCAGUAAGGGAUAUAUCUAGAAGCAGCAUAUCCGAAUUUUCGGGGAAUUCGAGUAGUUUACGUUUGCUGAGAUUGUGUCUUACGGAUGGACAUAGUGAGAUAACUGCCAUUGAGUACUCGCAUGUUCCAGCAAUUCCCGACAAUGUGGUUCCUGGUACUAAGAUUCGUUUGGAAAAUAAAGCCAUCAUACAUGGUGGCAUAUUAUGUUUGAACCCUAAAGUGGUAAGAUUGUUAGGAGGUGUUGUUCAAUCGCUUUAUGAAGAGUGGGAGAUGAACCAAAAAUAUUCAGGUUUCUCCCGUUCAUCAUUAAGGUCAUCUCAAAGUGGUACUGGCGGUCCUCCCCCAUUUGAGAAGUUGCAAAUCGAGGCACCUUCGAGCAGUAGGGUUGUCCAACAAGGCAGAUCAUCUCACUCUGAGUCCACAUUGAAGAGUGCUGGACGUACUGCUGCAAAUUCAGCUGGGAAUACCGAAAGUUGCUGGAGCAGAAGGAACCAGACUGUUGAAGCAAAACCAGAUAAUGUGGACAAUGGUCUUAGGACAGCUUCCAUAACAGAAAAAACUGAAGGAAAUCCAAGUAGCUCAGAAACAAGACCAAAAGAAGUAGUUGAGUCUGUCCCUCUUCAAAAUCAAGCAGCUUCUCAGAAGCUCUUGCAGAAAAUGAGCCAUUCCAACCUGGAUGGUCAACAAUCUAGAGGUCGAAAAUAUAGGGGAAAGGGAAAACAAGAAGAGCCUGUGGUUUUGACUUUGGAUGAGUGGGAAAAGAGGAAAGCUGGUGCAAGUCCUCAGAUGAGAAACGAGCUUCCGGAAACUAGUGGUGAUGAAGAUCUUGCUUGGCAGCUACAGACCCAACUGGAUUUGGAAGAUUAUGGACAAACAAUGCAUGGCACUGAGGCAGAGAGCAUUAAAAGAAGUAUGUUUAACUAUGACAGAGAGGAUGGUAGAAAUCGACAAGAGGAACGUGGAGGGAAAGGAAGGGGGAGGGGAAGGGGAAGGGGAAGAGGAAGAGGAAGAGGAAGGGGUAGAGGGAGGUUUGGCUAAACUUUUGUCCACCUGUAUAUUAUCUCUGCAGUCGUCUUGUACAAGGCAACAUUUUUGCUUAUCCUUUUUUAAUCUUUUUGCCUCUAUUUAUCAUUUUUUUAAGCCCAUGAGUCGCCAUGCCCUUUCAUCUUAUUCCAAAAAAGCACAAAAAGGAAGACAAAGGAUGACUCAAGCUUGCAACUUGGAAAACGAAAUUACAAUUCUUUUUAUCACUUUCUUUUUUGCCGAAAUGGGAUUUUUCUUUUAUUGA
This is a messenger RNA of Theobroma cacao (cacao), 1649 nucleotides long. The record is from RefSeq and is a predicted model, not a curated record. NCBI's taxonomy places the organism in Eukaryota, Viridiplantae, Streptophyta, Magnoliopsida, Malvales, Malvaceae.